UUCUGCUGCUGGAGAAUCUCUGGUUCUCUGGUUUCCGUCUGGUUUUAUCUCCGUCUGGACCUCUGAUGAGCCAACAGGAUGUCGGUGAACCUGAGUAAGAACGGAGCGGCCCUGAUGGCGGCCUACAAAGACGUGGUGGACGGGAAGUCGGACAAGAACUGGGCUCUAUUCACCUACGAGGGGAACAGUAACGACCUCCGGCUGGCACAGACUGGAGACGGCGGGCUGGAGGAGCUGGUGGAGGAGCUGAACAGUGGGAAGGUGAUGUACGCCUUCUGUAGAGUCCAAGACCCAAACUCUGGUCUGCCCAAAUACGUCCUCAUUAACUGGACAGGUGAAGGUGUGAAGGACUCCAGGAAAGGACUGUGUGCCAACCAUGUGGGCUCCAUAGCAGGAUUCCUGAAGGGAGCCCAUGUGACCAUCAACGCCCGCGGAGACGAAGACGUGGAACCAGAAAGCAUCCUGGACAAAGUGGCCAAAGCUUCAGGAGCCAACUUUGACUUCCACCAACGAAAACAGGAAUACAGAGACGCUCCCAGAGGACCAGUGGGUUCUGUGUACCGUAAGACCAACGCCGUGGAGGAGAUCCAGCAGAUCAACAAGGACGACUUCUGGGGCAAAGCUCAGAGGGACGAGGAGGAACGUCGGCGGCAGGAGAACCGGAGAGCAGAACAACAGAGACAACAGCUGGAGAAGGAGAGGAGGGAGAUGGAGGAGAAGCAGGCGGAGGAGAGGGAGAGGAUGGACCGCAGGAGGAGCCAGAGGAUCCAGGAGGACAGGCUCCAGCAGCAGCAGAGAGAAGAAGAAGAACGAAGGAAGGAGGAGCAGCAGAGACGGAAUCAGGUGGAAUCCAGUAAAAAGACGACAGGAAUCAACUCAGCAGCUUCUGUUCAGAAAGCCAACGAAGCUAAAUCACUGAUUUCUCAGAGAUCCUUCAACCCCAGAGACAUUUUCAGACAGAAGGAGCAGAACCCAGAGAACGGAAGAGGUGGAGCUGCUGCCUCCAGACCUGGGAAGCUCCAGAGUCCAUUUUUAUCUCAGAAAUCAUCAGAGAGAGAAUCUCCUGUUCAGCCUCAGGAUCAGCUGAUCUCUGCUCCGGCUGUCACCCCCCUGACUCCUGUCCUAUCUGUCUCACCUGUCUCGCCCGUCUCACCUGUCUCACCCGUCUCACCUGUCUCACCUGUCUCACCUGAGCUGUCCCACUCACCUGCUCCAGCUGAAGAACCCACCAGAAGCCCAGAGAUCAGAGACUCACCUGUUCAACCUGCAGACACCGUUUUCACAGAAGAAGAAGAAGAAGAAGAAUGGUCGGAUGAGUUUGAAGACGAUGAACCCACUCCAGAACAAACCUCAGUUCAAGAAGAUCUUUACGAGGCUCCACAAUCAGCCGACCAGGAGGAUCUGUAUGAAAACGUUUACCAGCAAUCACCAGCGGCUGAAGAUGUUCCUGUGGAGGCAGCAGGACAGGGAGUCUGUGCCAGAGCUCUGUACGACUACCAGGCCGCGGAUGACAGUGAGAUCACCUUUGACCCCAAUGACAUCAUAACUCAGAUCGACAUGCUGGACGAAGGCUGGUGGAGAGGAUUCGGACCCGACGGACACUACGGCAUGUUUCCUGCAAACUUCGUGGAGCUUCUCUAGAUUUAAUCUGUCAGCUGGAAGAUCAAACUUUCUCCUGAUCCAACUGGUUUGUUGAACGCCACUGAACUAUCAGACCGCUGUACAAAUCAAUAACUAAUAAAAACUGCCAUUCUUCUC
Molecule: messenger RNA, 1758 nt
Organism: Acanthochromis polyacanthus (spiny chromis)
Lineage: Eukaryota; Metazoa; Chordata; Actinopteri; Pomacentridae
Product: drebrin-like protein B
Exons: 15
Coding region: 79-1641 (520 amino acids)
Biological process (GO): positive regulation of axon extension; postsynaptic actin cytoskeleton organization; positive regulation of dendritic spine morphogenesis
Cellular component (GO): actin filament; lamellipodium; site of polarized growth
Molecular function (GO): actin filament binding
Source: RefSeq, a predicted model, not a curated record